Molecule: messenger RNA, 492 nt
Organism: Oldenlandia corymbosa var. corymbosa
Lineage: Eukaryota; Viridiplantae; Streptophyta; Magnoliopsida; Gentianales; Rubiaceae
Source: the annotation of a GenBank genome assembly
AUGGCAGAAAGACUAAUUGAGGAGGAAAUUCAACAACAAGGCAACAACGACAACAACAGACAUGUAUUUGAAAUGGAGGACUUGGAAGUAGAUCAAUCAUCAUCAAGCUGGUGUUGCUGUUUUCAAUUCGGAGGUGGGCGGAGAAGCCAAGAGAGCCGAUCUCUGUUACAAGACGACGGCGAAUAUGUGCAGAGAGAAUCGUGGUUUGUGACCCGUCUGAAGAAAUUGAAGGAAUUCUCAGAGCUGGUUGCAGGGCCUAAAUGGAAGAACUUUAUUCGCAAGUUUGGCAAGAAUUCCAAGCCCAAGAAAUUCACCAGAACUGAAUACAUGUACAGCCCCAACAGCUACGCUCUCAAUUUUGCCGAUACACGUUUCGAAGAGGAAGAAGACGAUUUGUUCGUAAGCUUUUCGACGCGGUUUUCAGCUCCUUUAUCCGCCGAAAAACAGAGGCCACCGCCACCUCCGCCGCCGGCGACCACCAGCUCGUUAUGA